GAAAUUUUUCUGUAGCCAGUCUUUGAUCAGCGCGAAGUCCAAGAAAUAUUUGUAUCAGUCCCCGAUACUCAGACAAUUUCUUGCUGUUUGCAAUUGCCCAGGCUUUACUUUGUUGCAUUGGCGUAUGUCUGGCUCCAAACAAAGCCCUCCCUCGUGGCUAUUCUCCAACAACCCCCUGAAUCCAAUCAAACCUUCAACCGAUACCAUGGGCAAGAAGAGCACAAAGGCCGCUGCGCCCAAGAACGAUGCCGCAUCUGCGCCUCCGCCGGGUCAGCUCAUGGACUUGGUAGAGAAUUUCCUCUCUGACCACUCGUUCAAGGGCGCUGCCGAUGCUUUCAAGAAGCAGAGAGAGAAGAAGGGCUGGAAGGCGACUGCUGCCACCGACGAAGAGGGUAACCCUUCCCUUGUCAGUGUUUACCAGACUUGGGAGGCUACCAAGGGCGAUGAUAGCAGCAAGUCUAGCAAGUCCAGCAAGAAGAAGUCCUCUAAGAAAGACUCCAGCAGCUCUGCUAGCAGCGACUCCAGCUCUGAUUCGAGCGACGCCAAGGAAGAGGAUGUGGAUAUGAAGGACGCCGAGUCGUCCUCGGACAGUGACAGCAGCUCCGACAGCGACAGCGAUGAUGAGGCUGCCAAGCCCAAGGCCUCUAACACUCUGAAGCGAAAGGCUCCCGUCGACGAGAGCUCCUCUGAUUCAUCUUCGGACUCUGAUUCUGACUCGAGCUCCUCCGAUUCCGAAACUGAUUCGGACAAGCCCAAGGCCAAGAAGCAGAAGCGCGCCGCUUCCUCGAGCUCCUCCAGCGACUCUUCUUCCUCAUCCAGUGAAUCCUCCGACUCAAGCGAUUCUUCCGAUUCUAGCGAUAGUGAUUCGAGCAGCGACUCGGACGACGAGAGCGCCAAAUCGGACUCUGGCUCGUCUAGCUCCGAUUCAAGCUCUGAUUCGAGCUCCGAUUCCGACUCCAGUGACUCAGACGACGACGCUGCUGCCAAAGUGCCACUUCCCGACUCCGACAGCUCAUCUUCGGACUCCGACUCCGCCUCCAGCGACUCUGACUCUGACUCUGACUCCGAUGCAAAGGAGACCAAGAAAGACAAGAAGAUCAAGAAGGAGAAAGAGGCUAAGGAUUCUUCCGACUCUUCUGUCACGUUAGACAAGACUUCGCCCGAGUUCCAGUCAAACUCUGCUUACCCACCUCUUCCCCCGGACCCCGUUGUGAACGGUAACGGACGCAAGAAGCAGAACGAGCCCUUCUCCCGCAUUCCCAAGAACAUCAAGGUGGACGCCAAGUUCGCUUCCAACGAAUACGUCUCUAUCGCCUAUUCUCAAAAGGCUCACGAGGAUCUGAUUGUUACCAAGGGCAAGGGCUUUACAAAGGAGAAGAACAAGAAGAAGAGGGGCAGUUACCGUGGUGGUGCCAUCGACAUCCAUGAUAAGAAGGGCAUCUAUUUCGAUGAUUAAAUACCUUUUCGGAAAUUAAUACUUGAGAAGGUCAAAAUUGGAGCAGGAUGAAGCAUCAUUUGUUUAGAAAUAGCCGGCGUUUGGAACGUGACAUGGUCACCGCCAAAGAUACAUAGAUUCAUUCUACUGCCGUUCUAGGGGCAAUAUUCACGUUUAUUAGACUUUUUUUUAUUCCAAGACAUGCUCAAUUUCAAAAGUUUCAGGGUAUCUAUAUGUUCAACUUCAGUCUGCACUAAAAAGAAGUCGUUAUACAUCAUG
Messenger RNA from Fusarium odoratissimum NRRL 54006, 1714 nucleotides. RefSeq lists its product as uncharacterized. The record is from RefSeq and is a predicted model, not a curated record. Bases 125 to 1456 code for a protein of 443 amino acids. Lineage: Eukaryota; Fungi; Ascomycota; Sordariomycetes; Hypocreales; Nectriaceae. The transcript has a single exon.